UUUUACUAUAUUUAACUAUUUAUAUAAUGUGGAUUUCAACCAUAUUAGCAACUAUGUACUAAUUCAAUAUUAUAAUACUAUUAUAAUUAGAAAUGGUGUCAUGAUAUUCCUUCUCUUUACCGUUUUUACCAACAAUAUUUACUAAUCAAAUAGGAUUAAGGGUUACACUAACUAUAUAUGGAACUAUUUGGACAGCUCCAAACCAAAUAGGAUGACUGAGGCAACCCCUAAAAGACUAUCUUUGUCUAAUUUGAAUAGCCGUUUCACCAGGUUACAACAACACGCCGACACGAUUAGAGACCCUUUUAAAAAGAUAAUUAAAUACCCAACGCUUCCCUAGAGGCUUGAUAUACCCGCUUCUUGAGGAGUGCGCAAUAUCUCAGCAGAGAUGCCUUGGCCAUUUUCUGAGUCGAUAAAAAAGCGGGCCUGCAGGUACUUGUUGCACCGGUAUCUGGGCAACUUCCUGCAAGAGAAGCUGAGCCUGGAUCAGCUGAGCCUGGACCUCUAUCAGGGAACCGGAUCACUGGCGCAAGUCCCAUUGGACAAAUGGUCCCUGAAUGAGAUCCUGGAAUCGGUGGACGCUCCCUUUGAGGUGAUUGAGGGGUUUAUUCAGACAAUCUCCCUGUCUGUCCCCUGGGCCUCACUGCUGCAGGAGAACUGUGCUCUGGAGGUGAAAGGGCUCGAGGUGGUUUUUAGGCCAAGACCACGGAUGGCAUCCGGAUCUGAGCCGAUGUACUGGUCCAGUUUCAUGACAAGUAGCAUGCAGCUUGCUAAGGAAUGUCUGAGUCAGAGGCUGACAGAUGAGCAGGCAGAAGGGUUUCAGCCUCUAGAAGGGCUUGAGAAAUUUGCAGAAACCAUUGAAACAGUUCUGAGAAGAGUCAAGGUUACAUUUUUAGACACAGUCCUCAGGAUUGAACAUGUACCAGAAAACUCAAAAACUGGAAUAGCUCUUGAAAUGCGAAUCAGCAAAAUUGUGUAUUGUGAUGAAACUGGAGAUGAAUGCUCUGGGAUGAAUGUUCACCAGCCAACGAUGUUUGCUCAUAAGAACCUGCAACUUACUGGGGUCUCAGUUUUUUGGGAUGAAUUUUCAGAAGCUGCAAGAACUUGUCCAAAGUCCUCAACUCCGCAAACAGAAACAGAACCAAAGCUCUCUCCCAGCUGGAACCCCAAAAUCAUCUGUGAGCCGCACCCCCAGUUUACAAGAACUGUAUCUGAAGUGGCACCAUUCAAACCUGUGCAGAUUGGAUGUUUGAAUGGGAGAAUGGAACUCGGUCUUAUUCUUAAACAAAAUGAAGCACUUCCUGGAGCGAAACUGGAUGUAGAUGGACAGAUUGAUUCUAUAAAUGUGCUCUUGUCUCCACGCCAAGUGCAUCUGCUCUUGGACAUGCUGGGUGUCUUUUCAGGACCAGAGAGUUCAGAGAGGACCUCUCUCAGCUGUAAGGACAGGAAAAGCCGCCCAAUCCAGCAAGAGGACGAGUACCGGCUGCACAUGGAGCUGCACCGCUUUCUGAAGAAGGACCCGCUGGGUGCAGGGGGGCUGGAGGAGCAGGGCCUGUUUGAGAGCGAGACGAGAACCACGUCAAGUCGGGAAGAAGAUGUAUUCUUCUCUAUGGCAGAAAUGGAAAUGUCCCACAGUCUGUCCUCCCUUCCACCACUUGGAGACCCACCCACUGUGGAUCUUGAACUGUCUUUAAACAGUAACUACGCCAGCUCUCCCGGAGGAUCCCCAUUGGGUAAUGUAACAACGGUUUGGGAUGACUACCUGGAUCCUCCGAGACACAGGGAAAAACUGGCACAGGACCCUCCCUUCCUAUCAAGAGGGAUGCAGCCUCCUCAGAAACUGCUUCGACAGACAUCUCACCCAUCUAAACCUCACUCUGUGGAUGAAUCCCGGCCUGAGGUUGUGUUCAGACUAGCCCUGGGCAGCCUGUCCGUGUCUGUCCUUCAUAUAGACCCUCUGCCGCCCCCUGAAACAGCACUGAACCUCAACCCGCUCACUCCGAUGGCCUCCGAUUUCUUCAGCCGGAUUGAGAAAAUCAGUCCUGCAGAGCUCUGCAAAGGAGAUUUUCCACAUUUUCAUCCCAUUUUUGAUGAGGCCUGUCCUUACGAUCACCUGAGGUUCAUGGGAACUGGUAUCAAGGUAACCUACGAGCAGCGGCAGGGUUCCAGUUUGCGCAGUCUCAGUACUGAUGUGUCUGUGGGACAGAUUGAGCUGCUGGAGUGUCUAUUCCCAACAGACUCAAGGUCCAGCGCACCCCAGUACACAGAGCUUGUAACAUUUGAUUCAGACUGCCUCAAAGAAUCCCGUCCUCCAGCUUGUCUUCACCUUCUCUACAAGUUUUCUGAACGCAGGGGACCCCAGGGAAGUCAGGUGCGACUCAGCUCAUUGCCUCAGAAAGCUGAUUUUCAGAUAGAACUGGGUCCAGUUCAUUCAGAAUUAGAUAUUAGCAUUGUGGAUAGACUCAAUUCCUUACUGCAACCACAGAAACUGGUAACAACAGAAAUGAUGGCAUCCCACAUGUACACCUCCUACAAUAAGCAUGUCAGCCUGCACAAGGCAUUCACUGAAGUUUUCCUAGACGACUCGAGGACACCAGCAAACUGCCGGAUGUCUGUCUUGGUUAAUGUGCCAGUGUUAAACUUGGCCGUGCGAUUUCCAAUUCCUGACUUGAGGUCGGACCAAGAGAGGGGCCCCUGGUUUAAGAAAUCCCUCCAGAAGGAGAUUCUCCACCUGGAGUUCAAGGAUGUGGAAUUCAAAACCGAAUUCACUGGCGGAUCCUCUCCAGAACAAACUAAACUGGAGCUGACGUUUAAAGAACUGACUGGCAAGUUUCAAGAUGACCAUGACCAGGCAGCUGUCAGGUUCCUCAAAGUGUCACAUGGGAUGGAUGGGGACAUGGCGACAUCAGACAGUGGCAAAUUUGAUUGGCCAAGGAUCGUGUUGAAGGUGAACCCGAUGGUAGUGCACUCUAUCCUGGAGCGUGUCCCAGCCGAGGAAGAGGAGGAGGCUGAGGGGCUCUCCCCAGAGGAGGAGGAAGGAGGGGCGCACUCUUUGAAAGACGUCUGUGAUUUUGGAAAGCGAGAGCCCUCGCCAUUCUCCUCACGCAGGGUCAUGUACGAAAACGAGGAGAUGGUCAUGCCAGGAGAUGUGGCUGAAAUGACUGAAUUUCAGGAGAAGACAAUGAGCAAUUCACGCUACAUUUUAGAGCUGUCGUUGCCAAAUAUUGAAUUAGCCCUGCCGAACAAGGCCUUUUACGAGAAAUUGCACAACAGAAUCAAUAAUGACCUGUUGCUGUGGGAGCCGACCGCACCAUCUCCAGUAGAGACCUUUGAAAACAUGUCCUAUGGUGUUGGACUGUCAGUAGCGAGCCAGCUAAUCAAUACCUACAUCAAGGACAGUUUCAGCCAGUUUAGAUCAUCUGCCCCCGAUGAGGAAGAGAGUGGAUCGGAGGAAGAGACGAUGCAAUAUUACUCCACGGGAGACUUUGGGUUUAGGUGUCGAAGGAAGAAGAAUAAUGAGCCUCAGAACAAAACCUCCCAAAGUCUUUUCUCUGUCCUUCUGAGUGUCAACCAUGGACUUGUGGCCUUACAGACAGAUACCAAGCGGGAAGAUGGGACUGUGAUAGAAGGCAGGCAUGGAGAGUUCUGGUUAGAAAUUGAUAAUGGGGUUCUGUUCAGUGUGACUCGCUAUGAGGGCUAUGAAGACCAGCAUUACAUAUGUCUCCAUACCAACAGCCUGUGUCUGUAUCAUCAAGGUAUGUUAGAAGGAACUGUCCCCAGCACUGAAGUGAAGUUGCCCAGUAAAACCCGGCCUCACUGGUUGGAACCUACCAUUUACCGCUCUGAGGAGGGGUCCCUCAGCAAACGUUGCGUGCCUGAAGGUGCUGGAGGAGAGACUAUAAAUAUGCUGUCUGUGGCAGUGAAGAUCUACUCUGAGAACAUCGAGCGCAAUGUUAAGGAGUUCCUGAUCUCUGUCGGAGUGAAAGGAGCUACUCUUCAGCACCAGGUGGUGCCCUCAAGUAUCAGCUGGCAGGAGCAGAUUCUAGAUUUCCUGAAUGUGUCUGAUGAGCCUGUUUUGGGAUACACCCCUCCUGUUUCAGUCACCACCUUUCACCUUCACCUGUGGAGCUGUUCUCUUGAUUACAGACCACUGUACCUGCCAAUCAGAUCUCUUGUCACUGUGGAAACCUUUAGCAUCUCCAGCAGUGUCUCGCUUGACCGGUCCUCCUCCACACUCAGAAUCAUUCUGGAUGAAGCUGCGUUAUUUUUAUCAGACAAGUGUAACACCGUGUCGGUCAAUCUGAACAGAGAUUAUGUGCAAGUGGUGGAUAUGGGACUCUUGGAGCUGAGGAUUACAGCAGUUAAACCCGGAGUCAAUGGAGAAAUGACUGAGCCACGAUUUGAGCUGCGCUGCUCCAGUGAUGUCAUUCACAUCCGGACUUGCUAUGACUCUUGUGCGGCACUCAUGAACCUGAUCCAAUACAUAGCAAGCUACGGGGACCUUAUUCCACCCCCAGGAACAGAGACAAAAGCUGGGGGCUCUAAGCAACGAGGCAGGCCCGACAUCCCAAGCAGACCCCCCUCUCGGCCACUACUCCUCCCUGAAGCUGAGCAACAGAUCCUUCAGGACCUGAUGAGUGAAGCCAUGGAGGACACAGACUUCCAGCAGGCACGGUCCCCUGAGGACCGGCAGCCCAAUGGAGUCCAUGAAGGAUUCACACAGGCUCUCGAGCCACCUCGUUCAGAUCUCUUCCUGUUCCCAGAUGAGAGUGGGAACAUCUCCCAGGAACCAAGCCCACCCUUUACACCCUAUCACCACCCUCUGAUCUACGCAGCCAUGAGCGACGCUGCUCCAGAGAGUGAUGACUUUUGUAUUCUGGAAACUCCUUUGGCGGGCGCUGCUGAUCGUGAUGAGGAGCCAGUAGUGAACAAACUGACUUCAGAUUCUAUUGAGAUACAAGAGAAUCACUUUAGUAUCCCACUUGGGAGGACUGACUCGAAUAAAGGACCCUUGCACUUUCCUGUUCCAGAGGUCAGAUAUUUAAUAAAGGAAAUCUCAAUCAUCUGGCAUCUCUAUGGGGGCAAGGAUUUUGCAGGUGGACCAGUCCUAUCAUCCCCAGCCAAGAGUCCUGGCUGCACUCCUCACAGCUCUCCCUCACAGACCCCAGUGAGACAAAGUCGAGUUGCUGGGCGUGCACAUGGAGGCAGGGGGAGAAACCCAGAUGUUCUGAUGGAAAUACAGCUGAACAAGGUGAAGUUCCAGCAUGAAGUUUACCCUCAGAGUGGGGCGGACAGGGAGCCCAGUUUAACAGAGCAGCCAGUCUCCCGGCAAGUGUUCAUCGUCCAGGAUCUGGAGAUCAGGGACCGUCUGGCCACGUCACAAAUGAACAAGUUCCUCUACCUCUACUUCAGCAAAGAGAUGCCCAGGAAGGCCCAUUCUAAUAUGCUGACGGUGAAGGCUUUGCAUGUCUGUCCAGAAUCAGGUCAAGCCCCACAGGAGUGCUGUUUACGAGUCUCUCUGAUGCCAGUGCGCCUCAAUAUCGAUCAGGAUGCAUUGUUUUUCUUGAAGGACUUUUUUGCUAGCAUUGCUGCUGAGGUGGAGUUGUUGUCUCCAACAGAUCAAGAAGUAAAGAAACCUCCAGCUCCAGACCUCACCUGCAGCUUCCCCAAACACAUGAGUGGUAGUCUGGACCCAGCUCCAAUCAUCUCAGUGCCAGGACAAGGCAGACCGAGCCAGAAUGGGUUACCAGGUUCCAGCAGCACUGAAAAUGGGGAGGCCGAAUCUUCACAUGCAACAUCCUUCACAGACCAGCGAAUCUUCUUCCGAGAGUUUCGUUUCAUCUCUGAAGUGCCCAUUCGUUUGGAUUAUCACGGGAAGCAUGUGUCAAUGGAACAGGGCACAUUUGCUGGAAUUGUGAUUGGUUUGACUCAGCUGAACUGCUCUGAGCUGAAACUGAAGAGGCUUUGCUACAGACAAGGAUUGCUGGGUGUGGAUAAACUGUUCUCCUAUGCAAUCAGUGAAUGGCUGAAUGACAUUAAAAAGAACCAGCUACCAGGAAUUCUGGGAGGAGUGGGCCCUAUACACUCCUUGGUACAAUUAGUUCAGGGCCUGAGGGACCUUGUGUGGUUGCCAAUUGAACAGUACCGCAAGGAUGGAAGAAUUGUCAGAGGGUUUCAACGUGGCGCUGCAUCCUUCGGUACAUCUACUGCCAUGGCAGCUUUGGAGCUCACUAAUCGGAUGGUGCAGACAAUUCAGGCUGCAGCAGAGACAGCCUAUGACAUGGUGUCUCCUGGACCUGAUGAAAGCGAAUCAAAAAGAAUCAAACGAUUCUCUCAUUACCGGUUGGCUCACCAGCCAGUGGAUCUGCGUGAGGGCGUGGCCAAAGCAUACAGUGUCGUCAAAGAGGGGAUUACAGACACAGCGCUGACAAUCUAUGAUACCGCCACACGGGAGCACGAACAGAGAGGAGUGACUGGGGCUGUGGGGGGAGUUUUGCGACAGAUUCCACCUGCUGUGGUCAAACCACUCAUUGUUGCCACAGAGGCCACCUCCAAUGUUUUGGGUGGCAUGAGAAAUCAGAUUCGACCAGAUGCCCGUCAGGAGGAAUCCCAGAAAUGGCGAUUAGGGGAGGAGUGAAAAAAAAUACAUAAUUAUAUGUAUGGCAACUGAAAGAAUAUAGAUCCUAACAAUAUCAUUUCAUCAUCAAGUACCAAUAGUACAUGCUGGUUCUGUCAAACCUUCUGUUGAUACAAAACCUAUAUUAAUGCACCCCAACAGGUGUGUGCUCUACUAACCCCAGCUCAUAUUCCUGAUACUCCACAGCCGUGCCUUUCUGUGAGCAUGAGGAUUACUGUAAAUGCUAUCUUGAAACAGCUUUACGUACCUGUAGGCCACUAUUGUGCAUUUGCCUUUCUUUAAAAUUAAAGUCUGUGCUGAUUUACCAGACCCCAAAGGGUGCAGGUCUAGAUAAAAUGCACUGGCUUUGCGGAAAAGAAUAAAAAAACAAUUGCUUUCAUAAAUAGCCUUUAAUGAACUCCCUUAUGGUCAACCGUAAUUGUGAGCUAUACCAGGUAAUACCUAUAAAUUUAUUUAAAAUAUUCUUCUAGUGCUGUGUGCUUACAAACAAUGACCACAUACAGCAUCAGCAGAAAUCCUAAUGCAAUGCAGAGCCAUACAGCCAUGCUGAAUUCAAAAUCAAUAUAUAUAGUGAGAGACUGGACAUUUUUUGCCUUUUUGAUCAGCAGUGUGUAUGUAGACAAAAAAUGGCAAAGCCACUACAGAUAUAAAAAAAACAGAAUAAUAUAAAUGAUAUUGUUUUCUGAGGAACUGAAUAUAUGUUUACAAGCUGUUUUGUAAUACAAUGUGCUUAGUGAAUGUUAUGAUCAAUCACAGUAAGACCUGCUAACUGGUCAUGUGAAGGAUUGUUAUUUAAACCGCUGCUUGGAUCAACCUUUCUGUGUAAAGUGUUUGCUUGACAUCUCGGUUUGUCCAAAUGAAGCAAAAAGAGAAGGUCCAUGUGCAUCUUCUUUGUUUAUAUUAACAUGUAUUCUGUAAUGUGUCUUUAAAGGGAUUAUUGUUGUGAUAACAACUAAAGUCUUAUUUAAAUCAAUAAAUAAACAACCGCUAUCCUAAUCUACUUUCCCACCCCUGUUAAAAACUUUCCUUAAAAGGUCCCCCUCAUCCUGUCCCAAGCUCUUUCUUGUAGGUUUACUGCACCGUCCAGUUUGAAGGGUUUUAAAGGACACUAAAUAAUACAAUCUACAGCACAUAUGUUUUUGCUUUUUUCAUUGUUUUUUUAUAUUGUGUGUAAUGUGGGAAAAGCAAGUGAAGCCGGUUAGAAUGUUGUGUAGUUAUUGUACACUGCUUUAAAUUGUAUUGCUUGUAGCAUACAUGGCAAUUCUUUUCUUAGUAUGUUAUGUACAGAAUUUAGGAUUUCACCGCUAUUACUGCCUGACAUAUUACCAAGCAUAUUAAAUAUCAUGUACACUUUGCUUAAA
Molecule: messenger RNA, 7998 nt
Organism: Polyodon spathula (Mississippi paddlefish)
Lineage: Eukaryota; Metazoa; Chordata; Actinopteri; Acipenseriformes; Polyodontidae
Product: autophagy-related protein 2 homolog B-like
Exons: 42
Coding region: 389-6637 (2082 amino acids)
Biological process (GO): reticulophagy; autophagosome assembly; piecemeal microautophagy of the nucleus
Cellular component (GO): extrinsic component of membrane; phagophore assembly site
Molecular function (GO): phosphatidylinositol-3-phosphate binding
Source: RefSeq, a predicted model, not a curated record